AUGAGGACUGGACAUGAGCCCUUCGGGGACACAGAUGUGAUGUCGGCCCAGGAGCUUGUGGCCUGCCUCUGCCAGGAGGGGGACCAGCACCUGGCCCUGGGGGAGCCCCCACUGGCCACCGCCUUCUACCUGGCUGCCUUCAGCUGCCACGCCCCCUCGGCGGUGCGGAGGGUCCGAGCUGCCCUGGCCGAGGUGCGGGGGGCACCCGUGGUGGCCACCCUGGAGGCCUGGUGCCGCGGUGACAGCCAGAUCCCGGCCAUCCACUGGGACGGCAUGGCAGUGGUCUCCCUGACGGGGAGCCUGGCCUCAGCCUUCUUGGCCACCCUCUGCCCGGACCACCCAGCUGCAGUCCUGCACUCCCUGGCCGGCCUGCUGGCACACGGCUGCCACGCAGAGGUGGUGCAGCGCUGCGGUGCCCUGCUGGACGCUCACUCUCAGCAAACCCUGGAGCUGCAGCUGACCCGCGCCCUUGCUUGGAUCCUGUCGAGGACGCGAGUGGACGCCGGCGUGGCGGACUACCUGCAGGCCUUUGCCUCGAGCACUGAGCGGACCGUGACCUUCGUCCGCACCCACCAGCAGCCCUACCUCCCUGUGCUGGUCGGUGCCCUCCAGGACUACAUCUCGGGGCACCAGGAGGCCGGGGACAGCACCAGCUGGCAGGAGACUGAUUGCCGGGGACUCCUGGCUGCCCUGGACUCCGGUGGCACCUGGCGCGACGCCCUGUCUCCUGAAGCUCUGCUCCAUGCUGGCAGAUACGAGGCCUGCCGGGCAGCUUGCAGCCGGGCCCUUGAGUCUGACCCAACGGGCAGCAGACCCCAAGGGGAGCAUCUGGCCGCCCUGCUGGUCACCCGAGCGGCUGCGGCCUUCUUCCUGGACAGCGGGACCCAAGACCUGCUUCUGGACCUGCAUGAGGCCUUCCGCGGGAGCCCCUCAGGGGCGCGGAGGCAGUUCGAGGCCGUGUUCUCGGCCGGGGACCGGGAGCGCCUGUGUGCCCAGGUGCAGGAGGCCGCGGACGUGGGCUUCGCCCACUUCCAGGAGGCCGUGCGGAGCCGCGUCGAGCUCCGAGAGGACUCUGACCGCGAGCUGCUGGCCCCAGUGACCCGUGCGCUCCGUGUCCUGCGGCGCGUGGUGCCGCCCAGGGCGCGGCCGGCACUGGGGGCCCGCCUGGCCGAGUGCCUGCUGCUGGCCGGGGACGCGGCGGGCGCCCGGGUGCUGUGCGAGCGCCUGCUGCGGCCCGCGCGCCCCGGGGACCGUGCGCCCCUGCUCGCGCUGCGCGGCUUCUGCGCGCUGCACGCCGGCGACGCGCAGUGCGCCCGGGAGGACUUCCAGGCGGUGGUGGAGCAGGCGCCGCCGCACCCGGGCGGCUGCGUGCGUGCUCUGUGUGGCCGCGGGCUGCUGCGGGUGCUGGCGGGCAGCGCGUUCCUGGGCGCGCUGGACUAUGUCACCGCCUGCCGGUUGCGGCCCGAGGAGACUCUGCUCGUCACCAAGGCCUACGUGCCCUGGAACCAGCGGGGGCUGCUGCUGACAGUUCUGCGGGAGGAGGGCCGCCGGAUGCUGCAGCGGAGGCCGGACCUGGGAACCAGGGGCGCGCCGGGCCGCCCGAGUAAGGCCGCGGAGAUGGACAGACCCGCUGCUCAGGAAGGGAACGCCCAUGGCGUGCACCAGCUGGCCACGCUCUUGAUGGAGCUGGACACGGAAGAUGAGGCUUCGCGCCUCCUGGCAGCCGACGCCCUGUACCGCCUGGGCCACCUGGAUGACGCCCACAAGGCCCUCCUGGUGGCCCUCUCCCAGAGGCCCCAGGCGGCCCCUGUGCUGGUGCGGCUGGCCCUGCUGCAGCUGCGGAGGGGCUUCUUCUACGACGCCAACCAGCUGGUGAAGAAGGUGGUCCAGUCCGGGGACACGGCCUGCCUCCAGCCCACCCUGGACGUCUUCUGCCAUGAAGACCGGCAGCUCCUGCAGGGCCACUGCCAUGCGAGGGCCCUGGCCAUCCUACGGGCGGGGCCGAGCAGGGCCGAGGGUGAGGCCCACACCAGGGAGGCCAUCGCCUACCUCUCUUUGGCCAUCUUCUCUGCAGGGAGUCAGGCAACCGAGUCCCUGCUCACCCGUGCCCGCUGUUACGGGUUCCUGGGCCAGAAGAAGACCGCCAUGUUCGACUUCAACUCCGUGCUGCGGGCCGAGCCGAGGAAUGUGCAGGCGCUGUGCGGACGGGCGCUCCUGCACCUGGCCCUGGACCAGCAGAAGGAGGCUGUGGACGACAUCCUCUCGGCUCUGAAGCUCGACCCGAGGACGGUGGUCCCUGAGAUCCACUCUCUGAAGCCAGCGGCCCAGGCCCUCAUCACGCAGGGUCUCUCUUCCCACUGCCGGGCCCUCCUGAGCCGGUUACUGGACACCAGGGCUCCCCUCAGCGACGAGGACACUCACGGCCUCCUAGCCGCGGGAGAGGCGCUGAUCAAAAUCGAUGCCGGGCAGCUGAGCUGGCACAUCCUCCUGGUGGACGUGCUCACUGCCAUGGGCAGCUAUGAGGAGGCUAGCGCCCGCCUGCAAGAAGUCCUGCACCCCGCCCCGCCAUCAGAGGCCGCCCGAGCCCGACGGGGCCUGCUCCGCCUCAAGAAGGGAGAGGUGCUGGUUGCUGCGCGGGACCUGCAGGGGCUGGCGGAGACGGACGCCCGGGACCUCGGCUUCCUGCUGCGUCUCCUGGAGGCCUCGGAGCGGCAUAGCCUCACUCAGGCUGCAGCCGAGGAAGCCAGCACCCUCCUGAACUCAGGGCAGCCUGGGCAGGCCCUGGGCUACUGCUCACUGUCCAUUCUGGCCGGGGACAGCAAUGCUUGUCACCUGCGCCUGCGGGCCACCUGCCUGGCCGAGCUGCGGGAGUUUGGCCGGGCACUCAGGGACCUGGACCUCGUGCUCCGGGAGGCUUUGGGGGACAGCGACCUCCCGAUGCAGGUGGAGGACCUCUGCUCCCGUGGCCGCCUGCUGCUGAGCCUGAGGGAUGAGGCCGGGGCCGCAGGGGCCUUCGCCCAGGCCCUCAAGCUGGCCCCCACCCUCGCCCAGAGCAGCCUGUGGGAACGGCCGGGCCGGACCCCCACUGCCCAAGCAUUCCUGUGCCACGGGCAGCGCUGCCUGGAGGAGCGGCGCUACGCGGAGGCCUGGACGGCAGCCGAGAGCGGCCUCCUGGUGGACCCCGAGCAUGGCGGUCUAAAGAGGCUGAGAGCGAGAGUCCGGAGGGAGGCGUCCUCGGGCUGCCGGCUCCACUGAUCCAACUCUCUCCGGGCCGUCAUGGGGCCGCCCUGUCGUCUUCACCCCAUGUCCAGACCCUGCAGUGCACCUCUCCCCCAAAUUAGGGAAAUGCUGUCCCCCCCCCUUUCCCAUCCCCGUGGUGGCUCAGUGGUGGACAACCAGCCUUGGGAUGCAGAGGGAGGAGCAUCCUGCUUGCCUGGAGCGACGGUCCUGGGAGGCCUAGAGCCCUUGGCCACGACGGCAGCCUGGUCCCAGAAGCUGGGCCCCUCCUGGCCCACACCUGGGGCUCGGCCCUCAGAGAAACGGCCCUGGUUCUUGUCCCUGGCUUGGGACGUGCAGGUUCGACAGGAUUAAGGCUGGACCCUUGUAGCCCUGGAGAGAGGCUGCUGGCCUAGGAAGCCCUUCCCUGGGCGUGAAACGGCCCUUGACCCUGGCCUGACUCUCAGGCUGGGCUCCUGCAGCUUCUGGGCCUCCCCAAGGACAAAGCUCCCAAGUCGCCCCUAUGGCCGUGAGGUGAGGGCUGGCCCUGGGGCCAAGGUCAUGGAGAAGGCCAGCCCCCCCCCCCACCGCAGGAGGGACGGAGGCAGAGGGAGGAGUCACCCAGGGGCCCUCCUUACCCCCACCCCUGCUUUGCUCCUGCUGUCCUCCCCCCAGACAUCGUGUCCCUGUUGUCCUCUCAAGGUCAUGCGGGAGUUUGUCACACAGCGUGAGGCUGCCCAGCUCCACCUCGGCUCCUCCAGGCAGCCCCGCCUCACGGCUCACUGGGGCUUCUUUCCCCUCAAGCGGCAGCACCCACCGUCCCACAGCUCGUCUCCCACCAUCUCCCCUCUCAGGUCAGCCUUUGCUUGGCCCAGCCGUGUUCCCCUUGUCCCCCACCUCUGCCCUGAAGGCAGACCGCCGGCCCCUGAGGACACGGGGAGGGUCUUAGUUCCCUGUGCUCCCCCCACCGCUGGGUGGCUCCAGGACUGAGCAGCCUCUCAGUGCUGGAGGAUCCUAAGAUGUGAUUGAUGCAGUAACCGCUCCCCUCCCCAAGACCUGGGAGUGCAGCCUGCAGGGACGUUUCCAGGGCUGCCCGGGCCCCACCUGCUCCAGGGGCUGAUGCUCUUUGCAGACCCACCCACACUCCCUGGGCAGCCCCCGACCUGCCUCCCAGGCCCUCCUGCCCCUCACUGCCGAGCUAGAGGCUGAGAGAACCCAGGCCCCGAUGGGGUGUGACAGGGGGCGUCCCUCGCCUUGCAGCCUGGAUGCCUGGCCUGGUCUCUGCCCUCAUUGCUGGGCACAGGACUGCUCACAGAUGGGGCGAAGCUGGGAAGGUGGAGCUAACUGCUGGUCAACGAGCUCACCACUAGCCAGUCGUGCAGCACUGCGUGCAUUUCGCUAGGGGUCUUCACACACGUUAGUCCUUUCUUUUCUACCCUAGAGACACUGUGAAGUAAGCCUCAUCCCAUUCUGAAUGCUGGGAGAGGUCCAAGUUUGCACAUGAUCACAGUCCAAGUUAGCCCGGGUGUCUAGGAGCCACACCCAGGCUCCUGGCUCUCAGAGCGGGUUCUGCACCAGAAAACAGCCCUGGGGACCCUACAGAGAGGGGCUCGUCCUCCCCAGCUCCACGGGCAAAGUCUGUCCUGCCUCUAACCCUCCCUUUCUGCCACUACCUGUGUUGGGGACGUUUCCAUUUCCACUCUGUCUGAAGGUACACGUGAGGGAUGGCCGUUAUCCCAGCCUCAUGCCAUAGCACCCAGGUGGACAAACCAAGCAAGACCUGGACGGCCUCCAGAGCAGAUGACAAGGUGGAUCUAACUGAUGUCAGUCAGACUUACCCAAGAAGAGAGGCUGCAGCUGCUUUUCCCAAAAUCACCACAUUUUAGGUUACCAAGAAAAUGUUCAUGAUAGGAUAUCAAUAACAUUACCUAAUCUCAAGACAAUAAUGCUAUAAAUGAACUUUUUAAAAUUCCCUGCAUGUGAAACAACUCUUGGGUCCAAGAGGAAGUCAAAUUGGGAAUUGCAGAAUGUUGGAAAAAUGAUAGUAACAAAAACAGUCCAGAGAAGCCACUAUGGAGACGAGCCGCAGCAGUCCCCAGAGGGAAGUUCUGGCCCCAGGUAUGUUACUAAGCAAUGAAGAUGACGAUGGAUGAAGUGUGUGCUCAAUUCAAGAGGUUAGAAAAAGGCAAUAAACGGGAAUCAAAGGCAGGAAUUAAUAAGGAUAAAAGCAAAAACUAAUAAAUGGAACGGAAAAAUGGAGGAACUAAUAAAUAAACCCAAAAUAUGAGUCUUCAAAAAUCACAUAGAUGAACCAAUAGCUGACUUAAUCAAAAAGAUGGAAAAAGCACAAAGACACAAAAUUUUAAAAAGUGACAAGGACAAAAUAACGACACAGAAGCAAUUUAAAGAAUCAUAAGAGAGUACUUUUCUCAAUUCCAUGCAAAUAAAUUUGAAGGCCUGGAUGAAAUGGAUUAGUUCCUAGGAAAAUAGUGUUUAACUAAACUGCAGAGUAGACCUAAAACUUACGCAAGACGAUGACCACACAGGGAAAGAGAAGGCUGGAAGGAGCUUCCCCCAGAGCAGGACCAGUUUCAGGUGGUGUGGGGGAAAACCGACUGGCCUUCAAGGAACAGUUGAUGCCAAAUGACUUUAAACUACUUCUUAGCCAAGAAGAAGAAAAGCUUCCCAGUUCUUUUUUGAAGAAAGCAUAAUCUCAACCAAAUGAAAGCCACAUGUCAACUUCAUUUAUGAAUUACCAGUUCAAAAAUCCUAAAUGAAAUACCAACAAACCUAAACCCAACGGCACACUGAAAGAAUAAUACACUGAGCAGAAUGACACAAUAAGCAGUGUAUACAGGAAUGCAAGGAUGGUUCAGUUAGGAAAUGUAUUCCUGUAGUUUAUCAUAGGAAUAGCACUAAGGAGAAAAUAAGUCUGAUGAGUCCUGUGAGGGGCUGUAGUGGGCAGUGCUGCUCACACAUGGUAAAUCCUCUCCAACAUGUCUGUCUCCCUGUGCCCUUGAAUUCCUUCCUCUACAUUAUACUAGGGAAGUUUCAGCAUCUCAACUUCAUUAACCAUAAUCCACCUUUGAGUCCAGAUUUCAUUCAACCAAAUGAACUGUUAGAGUCGCUCCCAGCGGUGGACAUGAGCCAACACAUUAAGUUUAGAAUAUCUGGUAGGUUCACCCAUAUCAAUAGAGCCAUCCCAAGCCAGUGCUCCAACCCCAUGGUCUGCCAUGGGCUAACACCCUUAGGCUCCAUUCCCACGCACAAUUCCCAGGUUUCUCAGUGUGAAUUAAUGAAAUCUUGCAAUUACUGGGGUAUAUGUGCUAUCUCCUCCUGGCUCAGACUUUGUACUUACUGCCCCUCCAGCAUGCUGAGAUUGGACCCUGCUUAUGGGUCUAGAGUCAACGGAGGAGGGGAGGUUUGUGGACUUUGAAUAGAAUGAGCGUCUUUUUUCUAGGCCCCUGACCCACGUGAGGUUAUCUCAGGGUCUUCUGAGGUUCUCCUCAGACAGUAGAGGGCAGCUGCUUCCACUGGAAAGAGGGGCUCAGAGAACAUAGGGGUUCAAGGUUCUCAGCUUCCCCUGAGCCCAACCAGACAUCCACAUUCCUAGUUUCAGGGUCCCGCUACCCUCCCAAUCAAUGCCCUAACUUUCUCAUAAGAAACUUGGUAAGGCUGUAAAUGCAACCAACAUUGUAAUUAUACAGCUCUGCGAGUUGAA
Diceros bicornis minor is the source of this 6937-nucleotide messenger RNA. RefSeq names its product tetratricopeptide repeat domain 34 (gene TTC34). The record is from RefSeq and is a predicted model, not a curated record. NCBI's taxonomy places the organism in Eukaryota, Metazoa, Chordata, Mammalia, Perissodactyla, Rhinocerotidae. Gene Ontology annotation, molecular function: protein binding. Bases 1 to 3255 code for a protein of 1084 amino acids. The transcript is spliced from 8 exons.